This is a messenger RNA of Caenorhabditis elegans, 1083 nucleotides long. RefSeq names its product Serpentine Receptor, class E (Epsilon) (gene sre-28). Gene Ontology annotation, biological process: sensory perception of chemical stimulus. The transcript is spliced from 5 exons. Gene Ontology annotation, cellular component: membrane. Lineage: Eukaryota; Metazoa; Nematoda; Chromadorea; Rhabditida; Rhabditidae. The coding region runs from base 1 to 1083 and encodes 360 amino acids. The record is from RefSeq and is marked reviewed.
AUGAUUUUAAAAUUGGAGAAAACUCCAACGGAUUCUUCUUAUUUCUGGUUACCUGUUUAUCUUUACAAUGAACCCGAUAUUGUGAGAAUUAUAGUUUCAAUAACUGAACUUAUUUUUUAUUUUUUCGCUUUUUAUAUUAACAGCGUUUGCCUCAAAGUGUACCUCAAAAUACAAUUGUUUCAUUAUAAUUUUAUAAUUUUAUCAAUUCCAAUGUUUGGACUUUGGUACGAGGCUAUUAUUGGGAAAAUGAUUGUAAUGCUGUAUAAUUUAAAAAUAUUGAAAGUUAUCGAUCAUGAAAUAUAUUUUUUUGCUUUAUAUACAGCUGAUACUGAAAAAAUGUUAGUUGUCAAAUCUAUCAAUGGACUUGAAAUGUUGAUUUUGUCUGGUUUUAUUCAGUGGCAUUACAUAUUUUCAAUGCUUUUUGGUAUUCUUGCAAUUUGUAUUGAAAGAAUAUUUGCUUCAAUGUUGAUAGACAAUUACGAAAAAAGUACACAAAUUUGGAUUCCUGUUGUACUCAUUGCAAUAACACAAUUUUUUUCAAUUACUGUUGCAUUGGGAAAUCUUUUUGAAAUAAUUGGAAUACUCGCAUUCAAUGGUUUUUGGAUAUUCACUGGAGCAAUAUCAGUAAUUCUUCAUCUUGUCAUCAAGAAAAUAAAUAACGACUGGCAAUGUGAAAUGGAAAGCCCGAGACGAAAAAAGUUCUUCACUAUUUCCCAAAGAUUUCAAGUGAAGGAGAAUUUACGUGCUCUACGAGUUGGCAGGAGAUUGGUUAUAUCAGUUAUUGUGACUGUAGUUGUUUGUGGUGUUGGGAUUAUUGCGCUCAUUCUUGAAGUGGUUCCACCAUUUUUAUGUCAUUUUGUUGAAAACUGCAUUUACCUAAAUCCAUUCCUUAUAUGCACAGUCACAAUGUACAGCACUCAUGCGUGGAGAAAUGAAUUUACAAAAUAUUUUCCGUGUUGUCGGUAUUUUGGAAUUGCCAAAAAAGUGAAGAUAGCAACAGUUCUGUCAAUCGCGGAUUCAAGAAAGAAUACUGAAAUUGAAACUCAAACUUACUUCAAAAUGCUCAAUGACUCUUGGGUUUAA